AUGGUGCAACAGAAGGCUAAACCUUCCGAUUUUGGUUCAAUUAAUGCUCUCAGAUCCUCGACAUCGUCCAAACAGAACACUACAAGCACACAACUACCUUCUGUUAAACCCCCAUCACCAUGUUGGUUCUGCGGAGCAUGGCAUUUUGCGAAACUAUGUCCGUUCAAGAAUCACAAAUGCCGCAAAUGUCAUCGCAUUGGUCAUAAAGAAGGUCAUUGCUCAUCGAAUAAACGUAAGUCUAAUUGUCGUAGUGGAAAUGCGAAGCAACCACCACAAAGUCAAAUUAAAAGCACGUUCGCAGCCUUCAAAGUUGGUUUUCAAA
Messenger RNA from Schistosoma spindalis, 322 nucleotides. NCBI's taxonomy places the organism in Eukaryota, Metazoa, Platyhelminthes, Trematoda, Strigeidida, Schistosomatidae. The record is from the annotation of a GenBank genome assembly.